GUACAGUAUAACGUAUACUCUUCCAUACUAGUUACAUGCAUAGCAUAUAAUGAUGAUAUAUUCACCACCGCCAAACGAUAACGCGUAACCAUUGUGACGUGUAAAGCGCGGCAGCAAUAAAUCGACAGUAGCCGGUACGCGCCCACGCUAAUUAUUGCAGUUACCAGCCAUGACGUUUGUACGCGGCGUGGCGGCCCUGCACCUGUCUGCAGAACCGGUGGUGCUGUUCUACAUCGUCGAGAUGAUGUUCUCGAUGUGCCUGAGUACCAACCUGCUGCUGUACAAAGCGUGCGACCCGACGGGCACAAUGGCCGGCCAGGUGGGCUCCAAGUGCCCGGACGAGGCGGCGGCGCAGCACGUAGUGGCGCCGAUCAACGGCUGGAAGGCGCUCGUCCAACAACUGAUGCCCAUCGCGCUGGCCAUAGUCGCGGGCACGUGGAGCGACAGGCACGGCCGCCGCCGACCGCUGAUCAUGCUGCCGAUCGCCGGCCAGAUAUUGGCGGACACGCUGUCGCUGUACUGCACUGUCGUGUGGUCGGUGUCGCCAGCGCUGACGGCCACCAUGCAGGCGGCCGCGCUGUCGCUGACCGGCGGACCGCCGAUGCUGUUCAACGGCAUCAACUCGUACGUGGCGGACACGACCACGGACGAGUGGAGGACCGUCAAGUACGGCAUGGUUUACAGCACCGUGGCUAUGGGUGGCAUACUGGGAAUGCUAGUCUACGGGUUCGUAGUGGUCAACAUGGGUUUCGUCGUCGCUUACGCGAUGUCCAUCGUCCUGGGCCUAAUCGCGAUCGCGUUCACGUUUAUGUUGAUCCGCGACAACGACACCCAACAGCAGUUAAACCGGAACGUCGUCAGUCCGAUGGACAUGCUCCGCAACUGUUACCUCGUGCUGACUAAACGACGUACGGGCCGCGGCAAGCUGAUCCUGUGUCUAAUCUUGUUCGUGUGUGCGCCGCUCACGUGCGUGCCAAUAGAAGGAGAAAUAUCAGUAAUAUAUCUAUAUUUGAGGUAUAAAUUCCAAUGGAAUGAAAUAGACUUCAGUAUUUUCAAUACUUACCAGAUGUCCGUUAUAUUAAUAGGCACAUUGUUUGCAUUAGGUAUUUUAAGCUACAAGUUUAAAAUUAACGAUGCGUUAAUUGGUACGAUUGCUUCAGUAUUUGAUCUUUUGGCUGCAGUCGCUUUCUUUUUAGUUUCCGAAUCAUGGCAACUGUAUUUAGUGCCACCGUUAGAACUUUUUCGAGGUGCAGCUUUGGCGUUAACUAGUUCUAUAGCUUCAAAAUGCGUUGGAUCCGAUGAAUUAGGUUCUAUGAAUGCAGUGAAAAUAUUAGCGGAAAGUAUAAUGAAAAGUGGAUUUCUACCAUUAUACAAUUUUAUGUACAACCAUACAUUUGAAUCUAUGCCCAGUGCAUUUUUUUUAAUUAGUAUUGUUCUAGCAACUCCACUUAUAUUCGUUUUUUAUUUGAUAUACUACUUAAACAGAGAUCAAAAUUUGAGUACUGUUGCAGUAAACAACAACGUCGUUCAUUGUGAAAAUGAAAAAAAAAUCACCGAAAUCGCACAAAUCAGCAACUCUGAAGUAAUUACUUACCAUAUGUAAUUCAUUAAUAUUUAAUAAUGACAACGCAGCUGACUUUUAAUUUUCAUACAAUGGAAUGGCUCACUAUACACGGCAGACUUACUGAUGGUUGACUUGGUGAUGACUGAUGACAAACGGGAGUUGCUUGACCGCCACACCCAACCAAAACUAAUCACAGCCUAGAUACGUUUUUUAAAUUGAACAGAAUAUAUAUAGUGUCGUUAUUAGAUAUUUCUCACCCAUAUUGACCAAAUAUUUAUAAAAUUAGUGAUAUGCCAACAAAUGUUAAUGUUAAAUAUUAUAAUACCUUGAACAACUGUCAUCAAUAGUACAAUCUAAAGAAAUUUUCUUUUAUACUGGUCAAAACAUAUUAAAUUAUACUUAUACAUAA
Molecule: messenger RNA, 1973 nt
Organism: Rhopalosiphum padi (bird cherry-oat aphid)
Lineage: Eukaryota; Metazoa; Arthropoda; Insecta; Hemiptera; Aphididae
Product: probable peptidoglycan muropeptide transporter SLC46
Exons: 7
Coding region: 170-1603 (477 amino acids)
Biological process (GO): transmembrane transport
Cellular component (GO): membrane
Molecular function (GO): transmembrane transporter activity
Source: RefSeq, a predicted model, not a curated record